AGAGAGAGAGAGAUGCCUCUCUCAGUCACUAACUAGUCAGUCUAAUACAACACUCACAUUUUGUUUUCAUAGCAAUGAGAGAAGAAAAAAAUCGUUUGGAGACUUUUAAGGACUGUAACUUCAGUGUAAACAGUCAUGUACUUGCAAAGGCGGGUUUCUAUUAUACUCAUAAAGCAAAUCUUUUAGAAUGUUCAAUGUGCCAUUUUCAAAUUGAUGCCACGAACGUAAACAAAGAUGAAAAUAGAAUCAUUGCUUUACAUAAGAAAGAGAAACCAGAAUGCACAUUUAAUCAGAACGUGAAAAGAUCUAUUUCUAAGAAGUUUGAUUCAUAUGACAGUUUACGGUUUGAAAAGGAACGUUUGGAUACCUACAUAGAUUGGCCACUUGAAUGGUUAGAACCAUCUGAUUUGGCUCGUGAUGGCUUUUACUAUCUGCGAACAAAUGACCACGUUGCUUGUGUCUUUUGUCGAGGCAUUGUUGGUUCCUGGGAAAGAGGAGACACUCCCAGAGGCGAACAUCAGCGGCACUUUCCCCAUUGUCAAUUCAUUCGAAACCAACCAGUGGGAAAUUUUCCACUGAUAUUUAAUGAAAAAUUCGAGGAAAUGAGUAAAAAUUCGUGGUCUAGUCCUAGACAAGGAAUAGAUGUCUGUGGUCUAAGUCCUAUGACAGACAAUGGAGUUCACCAACAUACCAUUGCAAGCGCCAAGCGAAAAGACUACUUAACACUUGAAAGUCGCCUAGCAAGCUUUAACAAUUGGCCUGAACGUGUAACACAGAAACCAACUGAAUUGUCAGAAGCUGGAUUCUUCUAUUGUGGUUUAAGUGAUCAUGUGCGCUGUUAUCAUUGUGGGAAUGGACUUCGAAACUGGGAAACUGAUGAUAUACCUUGGGAUGAACAUGCUCGCUGGUACCCAGAGUGUACCUUCCUCUUCUUGAUGAAAGGAAAAGAAUUCAUUGAUCAGGUUCAAGGGGAAAGGCCACCUUAUGAGACAAACCCUUCAAUAACCCAUAUCAAUGAAGAUCAACACAAACUUAUUAAGGAACUAGACAUAACUAAGCACCUUAUUUCAAUGGGUUUCCAGGAAGAUCAUGUGAUGACAACGUAUCAUAAUCAACUCAAAGAGAAGGGGUUACCUUUCUUUGACAUUGAGUCAUUUAUUGAAGCAGUCUUACAGUACAUGGAAAACGAAGUUAGAAAAUGUCUAGUAAAUAAAUUGGCAUUGGCUGAAGUUGAUGUUGUCCCAAGCCCAGCCAUAUCUGAUAGAAAUGAGUUGGCUUCUGACACAAACCAACAAGUAGAAUCAUCUACAACUUUAAUGGAAUUGGCAAUGACUGAAGUUGAUGUUGUCCCAAGCCAACCAAUGUCUGAUGGAACUGAGUUGGCUUCUGACCAAAACCAACAAGUAGAAUCAUCUACAACUUUAAUACAGCCUAUAGUAGAUGAAUUGGCAUUGGCUGAAGUUGAUGUUGUCCCAAGCCAACCAAUGUCUGAUGGAACUGAGUUGGCUUCUGACCAAAACCAACAAGUAGAAUCAUCUACAACUUUAAUACAGCCUAUAGUAGAUGAAUUGGCAUUGGCUGAAGUUGGUGUUGUCCCAAGCCAACCAAUGUCUGAUGGAACUGAAGUAGAAUCUACAAUAGUUGAUGAAUUGACAUUGACUGAAGUUGAUGUUGUCCCAAGCCCACCAAUGUCUGGUGAUUCUAACCCACAACCAUUAUUUGGUAGAAUAACUGAUCAAGUUGCCACUCUCCUAAAGUCAGAAGGUACAAUUAGACACAGAGUGAUUGAGUGUAAGAUUUGUAUGGAGAAUGAGAGUGAGUUAAUGUUUUUACCUUGUAAUCACAUAUGCACUUGUUUCAAAUGUGCAUCAAACAUAUCCACAUGUCCAAUUUGCAGAGCUGAGAUAAAAUAUACUAUUAAAGCAAUUAUAUCAUAGUAAAGAAUGUUUUAGAUGUGUGAUAAUGAUAUGAGAUGUGCUGGUGGCUGAAGGUGCUGAGGGAGACCAUAUUGAAAAUACUUCAUACCCAAGACUCUUCUAAGAAAUUAGAAAACAUCAUUGUCAAGAAAGUUGUGUUGGAUACAAAAAUAUGUCCACACCUACAGUAAUAAGGAUGAUUUUAGACCAUUUACAUAACAUAAUGUAUCCUAUCUAUCAACCCGGCUGGAAAUAUAUGAAUUUCAAAUCUUAUUAUUCCUAUAAUAAAUACCUUAUAAUUAUUAUUGACGAAAUAUUAUUCCUCUCCCCAGAUAUAAUCUCAGAUGAGGAAAAGUUGUAGUUUAGUUAUACCAAUGUGUGUGUGUGUAUCCUUUCAAAAUACAUAUUUCUAUUUUUUUUUUGUCUUUAAGGUAGUAUAAAAGUGUCACUAAGGUAGCCUGCAGCAGAACACAGUUUAUAGAUUAAUUAGUGGUAGAGUCGCAAUCCAAGCACACUACACUACAUACUACCUCUUGAUAUAACUUUCUAGACAGUGAAAGUGAACAAACAAGCAGUACUAUUCAAUCUCUGGCGGAACUGAAGAAGCAAACAACCAUUCCACAAACUAGUCAAGCCAAUCAACCAACUUGUCUGUCAACUGAUCUACAACCACCCAACCAAUCUGUCCAUCAACUGGUCUACAACCACUCUUUUUC
This is a messenger RNA of Procambarus clarkii (red swamp crayfish), 2632 nucleotides long. The record is from RefSeq and is a predicted model, not a curated record. Lineage: Eukaryota; Metazoa; Arthropoda; Malacostraca; Decapoda; Cambaridae.